AUGCGUUCGCCUGCUAUUGAAAACAGCUUAGAUGUCUCUCAGUUACCAUCGGAGUCCGAUAAUUCGUCAAUGAGUCAACAAAGGGCGGUUUUAUUAUGGAAGCGGGCCCUCAAAAAAGUUAAGUCUGUAGAUAUCGACCCUUGGCAUAAUUUACCAUGGAAUGAAUACCCUGUCCACUCUGCUUUCAGGCAUCGAUACAGUGCAAUUAAAAAGAAAUGGGUUGUGGAUGAAGUACAAAUCAAGAUGGAAUCAUCACCAUUCGAUCGUGGAACAAUGAGGGAGUGCUUCAGACUGAAAAAACUAAGUCAGAGAGGAUCAGGGACAGAAGACUGGCAGCAUACAACAAAUUACGUGGCUAAACGAUAUAUAGCACCUGUGGAUAAACGGGUUUAUUUCGACGAUGUGCGUCUGCAGAUGGAAGCAAAGUUGUGGGGUGAGGCUUUUAAUCGCCAUAACCCUCCUAAAAAGGUGGACAUUUUCCAGUUGUCCGUUCUUGAGCUGUGCAUUGACAGUACUCUUACUGACGAUAAAAGAGAUUCGUCCCCAAUGUUCCUCCAUAUUGAACGUUACAUGGAAGGUGAAUACCGUAAAUAUAACUCGAACUGUGGCUUCGUUGAUGAGUGUUUGCGCAAUACACCUCAGACGUUUAGUCAUUUCACGUUUGAACGCUCUGGCCACCGACUAUUAGUGGUAGAUAUUCAAGGUGUUGGCGACCUUUACACUGAUCCCCAGAUUCACACUUCAGAUGGUGUGGGUUACAAUGACGGUAACCUUGGUGCUAGGGGAAUGGCAUUAUUCUUUCAUAGUCACAGAUGCAAUCCCUUGUGCAAAUGGUUGGGAUUGGCUCAAUUCGAUUUGGCUCCCUCUGAAAUUGGCUCACAGGGACAUUACUGCCAAACUAAUGAUAUUCUGAAUAAUAUUGAAGCAGAAAUUGAUCAGGAUGAAGUAAGUAUAUACGGGCAAAUUCAAAAGUCAAGUUUUCGUCAACGUACAUACAGCUUAAAUACGCAGAUGUUCUGUAAAUUGCCGUCGCAAUUAUUCGGUGCAACUGUUAUCCGCUCGUCCGAAAACAUGUCCACGUCUGCGUUUCCUAAAGCUCGUCGUCGCUGUGCUAGUGCAUCACUUUAUGAUCAAUCCAAAUCCACGGGAAAAAGUGUAGAUUGUGCAUUGUCUCCCCAUUCCAUAGAUGAUGAAUUAGCAUUCGACAGCUUUUGUGACUUGAAACUUGAUGAGGCACAGUCUCUCAGCCAUUCUUUUGAAUUACCAAAUAAUCUACCCUCAUUGAACGCUUCGAUUUUUGGACAGAGUUAUUCACAACAGCUAUCUAAAGAAAUAACUCUAAGAAAUCGCGCCGCAUCUGGUGACUCAGGAUACUGUGGACGAAAUAACUUAGUUCAACCAUGUUCUGAGCUGCCUGACAGUAAAUCUCAUGAAGCUUCUGCUGAAUAUCGUCAAGACUAUGGAAACAGUGUCCGUGAUUCUGUUUCUUUGUUGAAUUCACCAAUAUCCGCUUCCCCAAACUAUUCUUUGGGUAUGCGAUCUUUUAUAGAAUCACGUUCAGUGGUUGAUGAGCCUUACCCAUUUGGGACAAAUCAUUCAAUUCUUGGUCGCAGUAAUUGGGUCAGUAGAAGGCAUCGUAAUAUAAGUGAAUCCAGUGAUGUAGAUGCAGAAGAAUGUCAUCGUGUUACAGGAAAUUUGCUUUACCAGCUAAUGCAUGAAAACCACAAGCCCAGUUGUGCUGAUCACCCUACAAAUUUGGAUCAGGAAAUCGGACAUUCCAUUCUAGGACAAAUCCACCAUGAACUUGCUCGACUUCAUGAAGCUGGUCGUUUCAUUCCUUCGAACAAAGGUGGGUGGUCACCUGCCGGCUUAGGAUGUCUGGCUGUAAAUCCAAGUGAAGAAUUGGCCGAUGAGGAUAAUUUACAAACAGAUGUCACCAAUGGGAAUAAUAAUGAAACAAAGUGUGACCCACCAGCUUCGAUUGAUUGGUCAGCUGUACUAUUUCACGAACGUCAUGCUGCUCAGUUGGGUUGCUUGGAAGCUAUGAUAGUUAUGGCACAUUAUUAUUUGGGUUUACCAACCCAACUCCUUGAAUGUCCCAUAAAACCUGAUCCAAGUGAUAUUCGGGUUGGUAUCGAUCACCUCUGGCGUGCUGCAGAAGGCGGUGACCGUCGAUGCAUGAUCUUACUGGCUCGCUAUCUAGAUAUAUCAGUCAGUCUUUUAAAUACAGGACAUCAGUUAAACUUCAUUACAACCCCAAGUGACAUGUUAUUACUUCCGGCUUUACAAGCUUUCGUCAACAGUGAUAACUAUUCAUUGCUUCCAUCCAUUUCGCCCGACUCUUGGUCUGAAGCUAUUGGAUGGUAUAAACGAGCAGUCGAUUGUGCCACGGAUUCUUCAUCUUCCGGUGAUGGAUGUGCAGAUAAAGGUUUGGAUGCUGAAGGCCGAUAUGACGCUGCUGAAGAUUUAUUGCCUGUUUAUCGUAUUUUAGCCCGUAUGGCUGAAAUGUAUUCUGUCGGAGGUUUUGGUCUCAAGAAGAACUUGUCACUAGCAGGUGAUCUUUUUAACCAGGCUGGAGAGACCGCAUCUUCUGCGUUGCAAGGUCGUUUAGCCGCAAGAUAUUUUGAGUUAGCUGAUGAAGCAUAUUUAUCUGCUGAACAAUCAACGAACGACUAG
Messenger RNA from Trichobilharzia regenti, 2676 nucleotides. NCBI's taxonomy places the organism in Eukaryota, Metazoa, Platyhelminthes, Trematoda, Strigeidida, Schistosomatidae. The record is from the annotation of a GenBank genome assembly.